Molecule: messenger RNA, 201 nt
Organism: Gongylonema pulchrum
Lineage: Eukaryota; Metazoa; Nematoda; Chromadorea; Rhabditida; Gongylonematidae
Source: the annotation of a GenBank genome assembly
AUGCAGGUCAAGCCAGCGGACAACGAAAGCCGUCCGAACUCACCGAAGAAUGCUGAGGAACGGAAGCUUUUUGUUGGGAUGCUGUCCAAGCAACAUAACGAGGAUGAUGUACGCGCCUUAUUCGCUCCUUUUGGCGUCAUUGAUGAGAUGGCAUAUGGUCUCAAGAUGGCGUAUCAUCUCGAGACCGAUUUUGAUUUUUAG